AUGAGUUCAAUCGAAACCGACGUCAAAUCUAUCCUCAAAGGCGUAGACUACAAGCUCGACGAGCUUUCGACUUCACAAAAUGAUAAAUCUCGAGUAGAGGCUCUUGAGCUCGCACAGAAACUGAGCCGAGUUCUUGAAAAGCCGAAGGAUGCGGUCCUCAAGAUGUCACUCUCAUGCAUGACUGUCAAGAUUGGCCAUGACUUAGACGUGUACAAUUCGCUGGUCACCGGGGGUCCUGCAACGGCCAAGCAGCUCGCCGUGCCCAAGAAAGCGGAUCCGGUAUUUGUGGAGAACCCCGAAGACCUCGGACGGUUCAACACCUACAUGGAGGGGAUCCGAGGUGAUCGUGCGCACUGGGCGGACUGGUCCGCCGUGCAGAAACAAAUCCUCGACGGGGCAGCUAAUGACCCAACUCGACCUCUUCUAGUUGAUAUUGCCGGCGGUCGUGGUCACGAUAUUGCUCACUUUGCAUCCCAGUUCCCGGAAGCCCCGGGAAGGCUCAUCCUCGAGGACCCCCCCCCGGUAAUUGAGGAUAUCGCAAAACUCGACCCGAAAAUCGAACGCGUGAAACAUGAUUUCUUCACGUCUCAACCGGUUAAAGGGUCUUGUGUCUAUUACAUGAAAUCCAUCCUGCACGACUGGUCGGACGACAAAUGCAAAGUGAUCUUGGACCACGUGGUUGCUGCGAUGGAGAAAGGAUACUCCAAGGUGGUGAUCGAGGAUUUUAUUCUCCCUGAUUCUGGGUGGGUUUGCUUCCCGUCUUGA
This is a messenger RNA of Aspergillus affinis, 765 nucleotides long. RefSeq names its product S-adenosyl-L-methionine-dependent methyltransferase. The coding region runs from base 1 to 765 and encodes 254 amino acids. NCBI's taxonomy places the organism in Eukaryota, Fungi, Ascomycota, Eurotiomycetes, Eurotiales, Aspergillaceae. Gene Ontology annotation, molecular function: O-methyltransferase activity. The transcript has 4 exons. The record is from RefSeq and is a predicted model, not a curated record.